UCUCUCAGCGGCAGCGUGGCGAGAACGUUUGGCGGACCUUUCUCUUGGAGCGACGGCCGGUGGCAGUGGCACAGUGACCGUGUUGCCAGCGGAGGGUCGCCGGCUAACAGAUAGCCAAGCCGCCAUGAACCACAAUUGCCUUAUGCUCUUGAUUACGUUCUUACUGUGCAGUGUCCUUGUAGCAGACUCGCAAACUAUUCAAAAUCGACGUUCAGAGUCAGGGUUGUCAUUCGCGGAAUCCGUUUACAUAACUUUCUCUGGAGCGUGUAGAGCGAUCGCAGACCUGCACCAGGGUUUAAUGAGCGACCAGACGGAAUUAUUGGAGACAUUAAAAAUAAUUGUACUAGGCGACAACGCGGUAAUGUCAUUCCCAAUCAACGAAACUUUCGCUGCUCUCAUGCAACCUGCUUUAUACGAUAUCACGAAACAGACUAAAGUUGUGAUCCAUGGAUAUAAAGACAGCUCUCAGUCCGCCCUGCCGCAAGAGUUGGGUCAUGCCUACAACGAUAAGAAAAUGUUCAAUGUCCUACUUCUCGACGCUGAGGCAAUGCUCAAUGAAGGAUAUAUUAAAUGCGUUCACAACGCUCCUCUUAUUGGCAAGAGACUCGCUAACUUACUCGCCAACUUAGAAGAUUUUGGAGCGAACGCCGAGGACUUUCAUUUAAUUGGUAUAAGUCUGGGAGCUCACAUCGCAGGUUGGGCAGGGAAAUAUUUUCGGCAGUUCAAAAAACGUCGCUUAGGUCGCAUAACAGGACUUGACCCUGCCGGACCAUGCUUCUCAUACGCGCACAGUGGUCAAAGACUGGAUAAAACGGACGCAAGUUAUGUGGAUGUGAUUCACUCAAAUAGACUAGUGCAAGGUGUGAUCGAGCCUUUGGGUCACGCAGAUUUUUAUCUUAAUGGUGGAGGGCCCAUGCAGCCGGGUUGUGUUAUGCCUACCUGUUGUCAUUUACGUGCUGCUGAAGUAUACGCGCAAAGCAUAAAAACUCCGAAAUCUUUCAUAGGUAUUCGUUGUAAAAGUUGGAAGCAUUUUAUGGCAAAUGCGUGUGAUACGGAUGAUUAUGCAGUUCUAGGGUAUGGGUCGUCGAGUGUAACCAGUGGACAGUUUUACUUACGGACGACCGGUAGCUCGCCUUUUGGGCUCGGCAUGCGAGGAACAGCCAGAUCGAAAAUGAGCGAUUGGUUAAGGACAUUAAAUCUACGAGAUGAAGCUUCACCUGGCAAGUAUUCGCCGCUGGAGACGCCGUAG
This is a messenger RNA of Hyposmocoma kahamanoa, 1249 nucleotides long. Its product is annotated as lipase member I-like. NCBI's taxonomy places the organism in Eukaryota, Metazoa, Arthropoda, Insecta, Lepidoptera, Cosmopterigidae. Gene Ontology annotation, biological process: lipid metabolic process. The record is from RefSeq and is a predicted model, not a curated record. Bases 125 to 1249 code for a protein of 374 amino acids. Gene Ontology annotation, molecular function: lipase activity. The transcript has 3 exons.